Messenger RNA from Prosopis cineraria, 3068 nucleotides. RefSeq names its product heat shock 70 kDa protein 15-like. The coding region runs from base 196 to 2757 and encodes 853 amino acids. The record is from RefSeq and is a predicted model, not a curated record. The transcript has 10 exons. Gene Ontology annotation, molecular function: ATP binding; ATP-dependent protein folding chaperone. Gene Ontology annotation, cellular component: nucleus; cytosol. Gene Ontology annotation, biological process: protein folding. Lineage: Eukaryota; Viridiplantae; Streptophyta; Magnoliopsida; Fabales; Fabaceae.
CCUGAACUCGACAUCUCCGUACGACGCCUCCCCACACUCGCUAUUCUGGCUUUCUUUUUAAGUCUCAUCGACUCGACUUAUUGGUGCUUUAGUCGUCCAAGGUUUCAGAUUGUUCCAGAAGCUCUCCCCUUUUCCUCAUCUCUUGGAUCGCUGCGCCAGACCUAAGGCCGGGGGAUCAUUUCAGUUUUUGCAACGAUGAGCGUGGUUGGUUUUGACUUGGGUAAUGAGAGCUGUAUUGUUGCUGUUGCAAGGCAGAGAGGAAUUGAUGUCGUGCUCAAUGAUGAGUCCAAACGAGAAACUCCAGCAGUUGUAUGUUUUGGUGACAAACAACGGUUUAUUGGAACAGCAGGGGCGUCAUCUACUAUGAUGAACCCAAAGAAUUCAAUCUCCCAGAUCAAGCGACUGAUUGGUAGACAAUUCUCUGAUCCAGAGUUGCAGCAGGACUUGAAGUUGUUGCCUUUUGUGGUAACUGAAGGGCCUGAUGGUUAUCCAUUAAUACAUGCACGGUAUUUGGGUGAAAAUAAGACAUUUACACCAACACAAGUUUUGGGAAUGGUGUUGUCAAAUCUCAAAGGCAUAGCUGAGAAAAAUCUCAGUGCAGCUGUUGUUGAUUGUUGCAUCGGAAUUCCAGUUUAUUUCACUGAUAUUCAGAGAAGAGCAGUCUUGGAUGCAGCUACCAUUGCGGGUUUGCGCCCACUUCGCCUGAUUCAUGAAACGACAGCAACUGCCUUGGCUUAUGGAAUUUAUAAGACUGAUCUCCCUGAAAAUGAUCAACUGAAUGUUGCAUUUGUUGACGUUGGACAUUCCAGCAUGCAGGUGUGCAUUGCUGGCUUUAAGAAGGGGCAGCUGAAAGUUUUGGCUCAUUCAUUUGAUAGAUCUCUGGGUGGUAGGGAUUUUGAUGAAGUUUUGUUCCAACACUUUGCCGCAAAGUUCAGGGAAGAGUACAAGAUUGAUGUUUUCCAGAAUGCCAGAGCUUGUCUAAGGCUGAGAGCUGCUUGCGAGAAGCUGAAGAAGAUGCUCAGUGCAAAUCCUGAAGCACCUCUUAACAUUGAGUGCUUAAUGGACGAGAAAGAUGUUAGGGGCUUCAUCAAGCGUGAUGAAUUUGAGAAAUUAAGUGUUCCAAUAUUGGAACGUGUUAAAAAACCUUUGGAGAAUGCCCUUGCAGAAGCAGGUCUUACAGUUGAGAAUGUUCAUAUGGUUGAGGUAAUUGGUUCAGGUUCUCGUGUACCAGCUAUAAACAAGAUAUUGACAGAGUUUUUCAAGAAGGAGCCUAGGCGGACAAUGAAUGCAAGUGAGUGUGUUGCCAAGGGUUGUGCCUUGCAAUCUGCUAUUCUUAGUCCAACAUUUAAAGUACGAGAGUUUCAGGUCAACGAAAGCUUUCCUUUCCCAAUUUCUCUGUCAUGGAAAGGCUCUGGUCCAGACCAACAGGAGAGUGGACCAGAUAAUCAGAUGAGUACUGUUGUUUUCUCUAAAGGAAAUGUCAUACCAAGCAUCAAGGCUCUGACAUUCUAUAGGUCAGAAACCUUUUCUGUUGAUGUACAAUAUGCUGAUAUGAGUGAGCUGCAAGCACCUCCAAAGAUCAGCACAUAUACUAUUGGCCCUUUCCCACCUACAAAAGUUGAGAAGGCAAAAGUUAAAGUGAAAGUACGAUUGAAUCUGCAUGGAGUUGCAUCUGUUGAGUCAGCAACUCUCCUGGAGGAGGAGGAAGUUGAGGUUCCAGUGGUCAAAGUACCAUCUGGAGAACGUGCCAAGAUGGACACUGAUGAAACUCCUGCUGAGGCUGCAGCAGAGGCUGCUGCAGCACCUCCAAGCUCCAAUGAUGCGGAUGUUGAUAUGCAAGAUGCCAAGGCAGCUGUUGACACCCCUGGGAUGGAAAAUGGCAAGCCUGAGACUGGAGAUAAGCCUGUGCAGAUGGAUACUGAUAUCAAGGUUGAGGCUCCAAAGAAAAAGGUCAGGAAAACAAACAUACAUGUGACAGAGUUGGUCUAUGGAGCAAUGAGUCAUUCAGAUGUCCAGAAAGCCAUAGAGAAGGAGUUUGAAAUGGCUUUGCAAGAUCGAGUGAUGGAAGAAACAAAAGAAAAGAAAAAUGCAGUCGAAGCUUAUGUUUAUGACAUGAGGAACAAGCUCAGUGACAAAUACCAAGAGUUUGUCACUGAUUCAGAGAGAGAGGCACUUACUGCUAGACUUCAGGAGGUGGAAGACUGGUUAUAUGAAGAUGGUGAGGAUGAAACUAAAGGUGUUUAUGUUGCCAAACUCGAGGAACUUAAGAAGCAAGGUGAUCCAAUUGAAGAGCGUUACAAGGAAUACAUGGAGAGGGGCACAGUAAUCAGUCAGUUGAUCUAUUGUAUAAAUAGCUACAGGGAAGCUGCAAUGUCAAACGAUCCCAAAUUUGAUCACAUUGACAUUUCUGAGAAACAGAAGGUUCUGAAUGAAUGUGUUGAAGCUGAGGCUUGGCUUAGGGAGAAAAAGCAGCACCAGGACUCUCUUCCAAAACAUGCUACCCCUGUACUCUUGUCAGCUGAAGUAAGAAAGAAAGCUGAGGCGGUUAAUAGAUUCUGUAAGCCAAUUAUGACAAAACCGAGACCAGCCAAACCAGCUACUCCUGAAGCGACAGGUACCCCGCCGCCUCCUUCUCCGGGUAGUGAGCAGCAGCAACCUCAGGAAGAUGGUGACGCGAGCGACAAUGCAGACCAGGCCCCACCAGCACCUACUGAACCGAUGGAGACUGACAAGUCAGAAAAUUCAGGCACUGCGUAAUUUUUCUAUGUAAAAGAAUGUGAAGUUGGGGAGGGGGGGUUAUAGCAGUGAGUGGCUGCUGGAUGUUUGGUUUAGUGCCCUCUCUGUUGGGUGAUUACAGGUAUUUAGUUAUUACUGUGGUGGUAUUUGAAAUCCUUUUUUUUUUUUUUUCAAACCCAAAGAAGGGUUGGAAGGGAAAUCUAUAGUGCUUGUUGUCUACUUUUCCCAAAUGAUGGGAAGAGGCCGAGUCCAUCGAGGUCUUAAAAGUUUGUGUAUGAUUUCUUGAGUUAAACUGUAGCUUUGGUUUCAAAGAAUUUACUUCCAUUUCUUUC